Molecule: messenger RNA, 1033 nt
Organism: Pecten maximus
Lineage: Eukaryota; Metazoa; Mollusca; Bivalvia; Pectinida; Pectinidae
Exons: 4
Coding region: 120-722 (200 amino acids)
Source: RefSeq, a predicted model, not a curated record
UCAUUUUUGCAGUUGGUGAUAGACUUCUCCGAAAGUCCGAACUCGUUAAAACCCUGGACAAUGUAGACAAUAUUUUGGUGGAUAUUCUUCAGAAAAGGCGAUGUGACCAGGAACAUGCGAUGGCACUGGAUUUCUCCAGACAGCUGAAGAUAGCUGAGCUGAAGAUGAUUCUAGUAAGACAACAGAGCUACAUCCAAAGACUUGAGUUACAGAAUAAGGAGCUGGACGGAGUCCUUAGAGGGGUUCUCUUCGACCCUGACACAGAGCAGUUCAGCGGCAAUUACUUUGUGCGAAACGCUGUACAAAGUGGUGAGGGGUUCAGCACUAUGGCAGAUAUAUUACACUGUGACAACGCCAGUUACCUCCCCGGCAAGUCAACAGACCCAGACAUGGUUGGCUCACAGACGUUUGACAUCGGGUCGAAAGCUCAACGUCUGUCUGCCGAGAGAGAGGUAAUAUUUGAUCCUAAAAUGCUGAAGUACAUGUGCCAAGAAACUCUAGCGGCCAUUAAUUCUGACAUCGCCGAGAUAGGCUCUGGUGAAAAGGUCAAACAUGGACAUGACCCGGAAAUAAUUCAAGUACUUGAUGGCGAGGCCAGAGAUCUCAAUAACUCGGGGGAUGAGAUAGCCAGCAAAGCGAUAGUGACAAAAGUGGAACCAACAGAAACAGCAACGGAUCCCGUCCUCGACAUCAACGGGAACAUUAAUCUGUCAUUGAUCUAGAAAGGAACAAACUGUUAAAUCUGUUUUAUCAGUCAAAACGUAGGUCAUUUUCGAGGUGAUAUGAUAUGUUUGUCAUUUGUUAUCGUUGAGGUCAAUGUAUUUAUGAUAUUGUGGUCAAAGUUUAAAAAAAAACAUGGCAUGACUUGAAAAUGUAAAAGAAAAUUGUUAGUAUUGAUAUUGUAAUAAAAAUACUGUGGUAAGUGUUGAUAUAAUUACAGAACUAUCGUCGUAAAUGUUUUGUAUUAUUAUAAAAUGUCUUUUGUAAAUUUUGAUAUUCCAAUAGAAUGACGUGACAAGUGCUGUUAUUGUUC